ACGCGCCUUGUCUCCUUCCUUUCCGUCGCCAUCUUUUGAGAAGGAUACACGUGCAGUGAGCCUUCGUCAUGGUUAGAUACUCUUCAGAACCCGAUAAUCCUUCAAAAUGUGCGAAAGCACGAGGAUCCUAUCUCCGUACAAGUUUCAAGAACAUGCGGGAAACCGCCAAUACCAUUAAAGGAAUGCCAUUAAGAAGAGCAUUACGUUACUUGAAAAAUGUAAUGGAGAAAAAAGAAAUAGUUCCUUUCAACAGAUUUAAUGGCGCUGUUAGUAAUCACGCUCAGGCCAAAAACUUUAAAUCUACCCAGGGUCGAUGGCCAAAGAAAAGUGCUGAUUUCCUUCUUCAGUUGUUGAAGAAUGCUGAAAGUAAUGCAGAGUUUAAAGGACUGGACACCGAUCAUCUCGCUAUUACUCACAUGCAGAUCAACAUGGCCCCUAAAAUCCGAAGACGACUCUACAGAGCCCACGGUAGAAUUAAUCCCUUCAUGAGUACACCCUGUCAUAUUGAGCUCAUUCUCACUGAAAAAGAAGAAAUGGUUCCCAAGCCAGCUGGAGAAGAUGAACCCUCCAAAAGAAAGGUUUCCAAGAAGAAGCUUGCACGACAGAAAAUGAAGAUGAGGGAUUGAUCUAACUAAUGUUAUCAAAACAAUUAAAAAAAUUGAAAAUAA
Patella vulgata (common limpet) is the source of this 668-nucleotide messenger RNA. Its product is annotated as 60S ribosomal protein L17. Gene Ontology annotation, molecular function: structural constituent of ribosome. The record is from RefSeq and is a predicted model, not a curated record. Bases 69 to 626 code for a protein of 185 amino acids. Gene Ontology annotation, cellular component: ribosome; cytosolic large ribosomal subunit. Gene Ontology annotation, biological process: cytoplasmic translation. NCBI's taxonomy places the organism in Eukaryota, Metazoa, Mollusca, Gastropoda, Patellidae. The transcript has 2 exons.